UUGGCUGCUGUUUUAGGAUUUUUCCAUCUUUUUGACCCUAGGCUAGUCCUAGUGGUCAUGUUACUUACAUUUGAAGUUGAUUGUGCCUUUUCAGGUUAAGAAGUUAAGGAUUAAGGCUUUUGUUUCACAUUUGGGAUUGUGUUACUUGACACAUAUAACUAAUGUAUUUGUUUUGUAGGAUGUUGGUUCAUGUGAGCCUUGUGCUAUGCACCUCAUUAUGUGUAUAAUUGUACUUGGUUAAUUGAUCAUUAUAUUGUUGUCUGUUUGUGAAAGUAGAUGCUGAUUCUGUUUGACUUUUGUACAGGUACCUUUAGUUGCUCAAUUCCUUGCGAACUUUUGCUUUGCGUUGCUUAAGCAACUUGCAUUGAGGGACACUUUUGAUCGAGAUUCUGGUUGAGAGAUUUUCUGCUCCAGUAUGAGGACCGGUUUGAAGAACAACAUUGCUUACAGUUUCUUUGAUCCAGAGAUUGGUGUGCUCAAGGAUAUGAUAGCAUUGAUUACUCCUGACCAUGUGGGAAUGUUUAGAGAGUCAUACGGCGGUAUUCUGAAGAUGGUUUUCAGACUCACUGACUGCGACAGGAGCGCCAUCCACACUCUUCUUCAGUUCUAUGACCCUGGGUUGAGGUGUUUCGUUUUUCCAGACUAUCUGUUGGGACCUCUGAUGGAGGAUUAUGUCAGCAUCCUGGGUAUUCAGAUCCGUGAUCAGAUUCCUUUCCAUGUCACUAGGGCGGAGCCGGAUGUCCUUGGGAUUUCACGUGCUCUUUAUUUGAGUCCGGAAAUGGUCAAGGAAGGUUGGAAGGAGAAGGGAAAGUUACCUGGAUUUCAUUUGAGUUUCUUGGAGGCUAAUGCCAAGGAACAUGCUGCUGCGGGUAACUGGAAGACGGUUUGUGCUCUGAUUGCUGUGAGCAUUUAUGGGAUUGUUCUGUUUCCUAACCAGAAGAAUUUUGUGGACCAUAAUGCUAUCAGAUUGUUUAUGCAGAGAAACCCUAUUCCUACCCUGAUUGGAGAUGUCUACUACUCAGUGCAUAACAGGAAUGAGAAGAGGCGGGGUGGUCUGGUUAGAUGCUGCUCUCAGUUGCUCUUUAGAUGGUUCAUGGGGUAUUUGCCUUCCCGAGGUGCGUUUGUUCAGAUUGACCCUAGUGUCAAGUGGUCCUUCCGAUUGAUGGGUCUGCGGGCUGAUGACAUUGCUUGGACUCAUAAUGGUUUAGCUGGUCAGGACUUCAUAUGUAGUUGUGGGAGUUUACCUAAUGUGCCUUUGGUGGGAGUUCAGGGUUGCAUUAAUUACAACCCGAUGCUUCUCCGGAGACAGAUGGGGUUUGCUAUAGAGGGUCCUCCUCUCGGGCGAGAGAUUCAGGAGUCCUUCUAUUUCCCGAUUGAUGGUAACCAGACCAAGUUGAGGCAGGUAUUGGACGAAUGGCGAGAUAUCCAGAGGAGGGGUAAGGUUCCUUAUGGCAAAGUCAACUGCCGGUAUUUUCCACUAUUUGAGGAUUGA
Molecule: messenger RNA, 1492 nt
Organism: Lathyrus oleraceus (garden pea)
Lineage: Eukaryota; Viridiplantae; Streptophyta; Magnoliopsida; Fabales; Fabaceae
Exons: 2
Coding region: 416-1492 (358 amino acids)
Source: RefSeq, a predicted model, not a curated record